Messenger RNA from Prionailurus viverrinus (fishing cat), 828 nucleotides. It is a transcript of the gene TAS2R16, whose product is annotated as taste 2 receptor member 16. Gene Ontology annotation, cellular component: membrane. The record is from RefSeq and is a predicted model, not a curated record. Gene Ontology annotation, biological process: G protein-coupled receptor signaling pathway; sensory perception of taste; detection of chemical stimulus involved in sensory perception of bitter taste. Gene Ontology annotation, molecular function: bitter taste receptor activity; G protein-coupled receptor activity. NCBI's taxonomy places the organism in Eukaryota, Metazoa, Chordata, Mammalia, Carnivora, Felidae.
AUGAUGCCCCUCCGGCUCACUAUCUUCUUCAUAACCAUCUAUGUGCUCAAAUCCUUGAGAGUAAUUAUGCAGAGGAGCUUAAUGUUUGCAGUGCUGGGAGAGUGGGUGCAGGCCAAAAGGCUGUCAUCGGUGGACUUGAGUCUCAUCUGCCUGGGUAUUUGCUGCUUCUGUCUACAGUGGGCAUCUGUCUUAUACAAUUUUUGCUCCUAUUUUAACCCUAACUAUGUAUUUUGGUACUUAUCAAUCACCUGGGAAUUUACUAAUACUCUUACUUUCUGGUUAACCAGCUUGCUUGCUGUCUUCUACUGUGUCAAAGUCUCUUCCUUUACCAGUCACCUCUUCUAGCUGAGGUGGAGAAUGUUGAGAUUUGUUCCUUGGCUGUUGCUGGGUUCUUUGUUGGUUUUUUGUGUGUCAAUCAUCUUUUCAACUAUUAGGAAUUGUGUCAACGUUCGCUUAAUCACCAUGGGGCGUUUCUCUACAAACAGCACUAUGGUUAAGGGACUUAAGACAUUCCAUUUGUUUACCAUAUCUCAUCUAAUGGUUGCAUUGGUUAUUCCUUUCCUCCUGUUCCUGGCCUCCACCAUCAUGCUCAUGGCCUCACUGUUCCAACACAUGGAGCAGAUGCAACACCAUAGCACUGGUCACUGCAGCUCCAGCAUGAAAGCUCACACCACUGCCCUCAGGUCUCUCACCAUUUUCCUCGUCCUCUUCACUUCUUACUUGCCGACCCUACUCAUCUCUAUUAUGAGUAUCUCAUUGGAUAAGAGGUCUUGGUUCGGGGCUUGUGGAGCUGUCAUCUGUGCUAUAGUCUCUAUUCACGCUGCUUAA